CACACACGGUGCCGCUGCCGCUGCCCGCACACUGUCCAGCCACUUGGAAAUUUCCCUGAACGCAGAGGAAAUUGUGCUGCUGAGGAGCGGGACUGCCGGCCAACGUGAAUCUUCUCGGGGCUGACUUGCUUGAAAUGCCCCAGUUGUGGAUCUGAAGCUGUGAAGAUCAGCAGACAUCCAAGGCUGCAUUUCCCUCAGCAAUAAGGUGUAGCUGCAGCCCCCGCCCACCCCGCCGGCCAAGAUGGUGGUGCUGUCGCUGAAAAUCUGCAUUCGCCAGUGCAAUGUUGUGAAGACGAUGCAGUUUGAGCCCUCCACAGCCGUCUAUGAUGCCUGUAGGAUAAUCAGAGAGAGGGUCCCCGAGGCUCAGACUGGACAGGCUUCAGACUAUGGUCUGUUUCUGUCUGAUGAAGACCCCAGAAAAGGCAUCUGGCUGGAGUCUGGAAGGACGUUGGACUACUACAUGCUCCGUAGUGGGGACAUCCUUGAAUACAAGAAGAAGCAGAGGCCCCAGAAAAUCAAAAUGUUGGACGGGGCCGUGAAAACCGUCAUGGUGGACGACUCCAAAACAGUGGGAGAGCUGCUUGUGACUAUAUGCAGUAGAAUAGGCAUCACAAACUAUGAGGAGUACUCUCUGAUCCAAGAGACGGGGGAGGAGAAGAAGGAAGAUGGGAUGGGGACGCUGAAGAAAGACAGGACGCUGCUGAGAGACGAGAGAAAAAUGGAGAAGCUGAAAGCCAAAUUGCACACAGACGAUGACUUGAACUGGCUGGACCACAGCAGGACGUUCAGAGAGCAGGGGGUGGACGAGAACGAGACCCUCCUGCUCAGACGCAAGUUCUUCUACUCCGACCAGAACGUGGACUCCCGAGACCCCGUCCAACUCAAUCUUCUUUAUGUGCAGGCCCGAGAUGACAUCCUCAACGGUUCUCAUCCUGUAUCAUUUGACAAAGCUUGCGAGUUCGCAGGCAUUCAGGCCCAGAUCCAGUUUGGACCUUACAUAGAGCAUAAACACAAACCUGGAUUCUUGGACUUGAAGGAGUUUCUUCCCAAAGAAUACAUCAAGCAAAGAGGAGCUGAAAAGAAAAUAUUCCAGGACCACAAAAACUGUGGAGAAAUGACAGAGAUUGAAGCAAAAGUGAAAUAUGUCAAACUGGCACGAUCUCUUAGGACAUAUGGCGUCUCCUUCUUCCUGGUCAAGGAAAAGAUGAAGAGUAAGAACAAGCUGGUGCCACGGCUGCUGGGGAUCACCAAAGAGUCUGUGUUGAGAGUGGAGGAGAAGACCAAAGAUGUUGUUCAGGAGUGGCCACUCACCACUGUGAAGAGGUGGGCAGCGUCACCCAAGAGCUUCACCCUGGACUUUGGGGAGUACCAGGAGAGCUAUUACUCGGUGCAGACCACUGAAGGGGAACAGAUCUCUCAGCUCAUUGCCGGUUACAUUGACAUCAUCCUCAAAAAGAAGCAAAGCAAGGACCGCUUUGGAUUAGAAGGCGAUGAGGAGUCGACCAUGCUUGAGGAAUCUGUGUCCCCGAAAAAGUCCACCAUCCUUCAGCAGCAGUUUAAUCGCGUGGGCCGGGUGGAGCAUGGCUCGGUGGCACUGCCAGGGGUCAUCCGCUCCGGCUCCAUUGGCACAGAGUCGCUCAGCAUGGGCACCAUGCCAUCGGCUCAACAGCAGAUCACAAUGGGUCAGAUGCACCGUGGACACAUGCCACCUCUUAGUUCAGCACAACAGGCUCUGAUGGGAACCAUCAACACCAGUAUGCAAGCUGUGCAGAAAGCCCAGAUUGACCUCGGGGAGGUCGAAAACCUUCCGCCACUGGGACAAGACAUGGCAUCCAAGGUGUGGAUCCAGAACAAGAUGGAUGAGUCAAAACAUGAGAUCCACUCCCAGGUCGACGCCAUCACUGCAGGAACCGCCUCUGUUGUCAACCUCACUGCUGGUGAUCCGACUGACACAGACUACACCGCCGUGGGCUGCGCCAUCACCACCAUCUCCUCCAACCUGACAGAAAUGUCAAAGGGUGUGAAGCUGCUGGCUGCCCUGAUGGAGGACGACGUGGGUGGAGGUAAUAACCUGAUGAGGGCUGCCAGGACACUCGCAGGGGCCGUGUCUGACCUGCUGAUUGCUGUGGAGCCGGCUUCUGGAGAGCCCAGACAGACUGUGUUGACAGCAGCAGGCAGCAUCGGCCAGGCCAGUGGAGACCUCCUUCGCCAGAUUGGAGAAAGCGAGACAGACGAGAGGUUCCAGGACAUCCUGAUGAAUCUGGCCAAAGCAGUGGCCAACGCUGCAGCCAUGUUGGUGCUGAAGGCCAAGAACGUUGCCCAAGUUGCCGAGGACAGCGUGCUUCAGAACCGGGUCAUUGCUGCUGCCACUCAGUGUGCCCUGUCCACCUCCCAGCUGGUGGCAUGUGCCAAGGUGGUGAGUCCCACCAUCAGUUCACCGGUUUGCCAGGAGCAGUUAAUCGAAGCCGGAAAGCUGGUGGAUCGCUCGGUGGAAAGCUGCGUCCAGGCCUGCCUCUCGGCAACAGAAGAUGGCGAGCUCCUUAAACAGGUGAGCGCAGCAGCCAGCGUGGUGAGUCAGUCUCUGGGAGAUCUCCUGCAGCAUGUCCGCCAGUACACCUCAAGGGGAGAGCCUAUCGGGCGCUAUGACCAGGCCACAGACACCAUCAUGACCGUCACUGAGAGCAUCUUCAGCUCGAUGGGAGACGCAGGAGAGAUGGUCCGUCAGGCUCGCGUGUUGGCUCAGGCCACCUCGGACCUGGUGAAUGCCAUGAGGUCUGACGCUGAGGCCGAGGUGGACGUUGACAAUUCUAAAAAGUUGCUGGCAGCUGCUAAAUUACUGGCUGACGCCACAGCGAGGAUGGUGGAGGCAGCAAAGGGCGCGGCGGCGUACCCAGAGAAUGAAGACCAGCAGCAAAGACUGCGGGAGGCAGCAGAGGGGCUGCGUGUGGCCACCAACGCUGCGGCUCAGAAUGCCAUUAAGAAGAAACUAAUUAACAGACUGGAGAACGCUGCUAAGCAAGCUGCUGCAGCGGCCACACAGACCAUCGCUGCUGCUCAAAACGCUGCUGCCUCCAACAAGAACACUGCUGCUCACCAGCAGCUGGUGCAGAGCUGUAAGGCAGUGGCAGACCACAUCCCACAACUGGUCCAGGGGGUGCGUGGCAGUCAGGCGAAAUCAGAGGACCUCAGUGCACAACUAGCACUUAUCAUUGCCAGCCAGAACUUCUUACAGCCUGGUAGUAAGAUGGUGACCUCAACCAAGUCAUCGGUUCCCACGGUGACAGAUCAGGCUGCAGCCAUGCAACUGGGUCAGUGUGCCAAGAACCUGGCCACCUGCCUGGCUGAGCUGAGGACGUCUGUACAAAAGGCCCAUGAAGCCUGCGGCCCCAUGGAGAUCGACUCUGCGCUCACUGCCAUCCAGACCCUGAGAAGUGAGCUGCAAGAUGCCAUGCUGGCUGCUGUUAAUGCCCAGCUGAAACCACUACCAGGAGAGUCGUUGGAGAAGUGUGCUCAGGAUCUGGGCAGCACCUCUAAGUCAGUUGGAUCCUCCAUGGCUCAACUGCUCACCUGUGCUGCACAAGGAAAUGAACACUACACAGGAAUAGCAGCCAGGGAGACCGCUCAGGCCCUGAGGACACUGGCCCAGGCGGCCCGCGGCGUCGCUUCCUCCACCACGGACCCCAAAGCUGCUGCCGCCAUGCUGGACUCCGCUCGCGACGUUAUGGAGGGCUCGGCACUUCUCAUUCACGAGGCCAAGCAGGCACUUAUUUCCCCCGGAGAUGCAGAGAGUCAGCAGAGGCUGGCGCAGGUGGCCAAGGCUGUGUCUCAUUCCCUGAAUAACUGCGUCAACUGUCUGCCUGGACAGAAGGAUGUGGACAUGGCUCUCAAGAGCAUCGGGGAGGCCAGCAAGAAGCUGCUGAUUGAAACUAUGCCUUCGGCUUCCAAGUCAUUUCAGGAGGCCCAGAGUGAGCUGAACCAAACGGCAGCAGAACUGAACCAGUCAGCAGGCGAGGUGGUCCACGCCUCCAGAGGCUCCAGCAGCCAGCUGGCAGUGGCCUCUGGAAAGUUCAGUGAAGACUUUGAUGAGUUCCUGGAUGCUGGUAUAGAGAUGGCCGGGCACACUCAGAAAAAGGACGACCAAGUGCAGGUGAUUGGUAACCUGAAGAACAUCUCCAUGGCUUCUAGCAAGCUGCUGCUGGCAGCUAAAAGUCUGUCUGUUGACCCUGCAGCUGCAAAUGCCAAACACUUGCUAGCUGCUGCUGCAAGAGCGGUGACUGACAGCAUUAACCAGCUGAUCACGCUGUGUACUCAGCAGGCUCCUGGCCAGAAUGAGUGUGACAACGCCCUGAGAGAGUUGGAGGCUGUCAGAGGAAUGCUGGACAAUCCCAACGAGCCGGUCAGUGACCUCUCCUACUUCGACUGCAUCGAGAGCGUAAUGGAGAACUCCAAGGUCCUGGGAGAGUCUAUGGCGGGUAUUUCUCAGAACUGCAAGACUGGAGAUGUGCCGGCAUUCGGAGACUGUGUAGGAUCAGCCUCAAAAGCCCUGUGUGGCCUCACUGAAGCUGCGGGACAGGCCUCCUACCUGGUGGGUGUAUCUGAUCCCAACAGUCAGGCAGGGCACCAGGGGUUGGUUGACCCCAUCCAGUUUGCCAAAGCCAACCAGGCAAUCCAGAUGGCCUGUCAGAAUCUUGUAGACCCAGGCAGUAGUCCCUCCCAGGUGCUCUCUGCAGCCACCAUUGUCGCUAAGCACACCUCGGCUUUGUGCAACGCCUGCCGUCUGGCCUCCUCCAAGACGACCAACCCAGUUGCCAAGAGGCACUUUGUCCAGUCUGCCAAGGAGGUGGCCAACAGCACUGCCAACUUGGUCAAAACCAUCAAGGCUUUAGAUGGGGAUUUCUCAGAUGAGAACAGGAACAAGUGUCGAGUCGCCACGGCUCCACUAAUCGAGGCUGUUGAAAACCUGACAACGUUUGCUUCCAACCCAGAGUUUGCCAGCAUCCCAGCUCAAAUCAGUAGAGAGGGCUUUGCAGCGCAGGAGCCCAUCCACCAAUCAGCACGCUCCAUGCUGGACAGCUCCACCUACCUGCUCAAGACUGCACGCUCAUUGGUUAUCAACCCCAAAGACCCGCCUACCUGGUCUGUUCUGGCUGGUCACUCUCGCACCGUGUCCGACUCCAUCAAGAGUCUCAUCACAGCCAUCCGGGACAAGGCCCCGGGCCAGCGGGAGUGCGACUCGUCAAUUGAUAACAUUAACAAAUGUAUCCGGGACAUUGAGCAGGCCUCUCUGGCAGCAGUCAGCCAGAACUUAGCCAGCAGGGACGACAUCUCACUGGAGGCACUACAAGAGCAACUGACGUCCACUGUGCAGGAAAUUGGCCACUUAAUUGACCCCGUUUCCACCGCUGCUCGAGGCGAAGCUUCCCAACUAGGACAUAAGGUGACCCAGUUGGCCCGUUACUUUGAACCGCUGAUCAUGGCCUCUGUGGGUGUGACAUCCAAGCUGAGGGAUCACCAGCAACAGAUGACUUUCCUGGACCAAACUAAGACCCUGGCUGAGUCUGCCCUGCAGAUGCUCUACGCUGCCAAGGAAGGUGGAGGAAACCCAAAGGCAUCACAUACCCAUGAUGCCAUAGAAGAGGCAGCCCAGCUCAUGAACGAGGCGGUUGAAGAUAUCAUGGUGACGCUGAAUGAAGCUGCCAGUGAAGUGGGCAUGGUGGGAGGAAUGGUGGAGUCCAUCGCAGAGGCCAUGGCCAAGCUGGAUGAAGGUACACCGCCUUUACCUGACGGCUCAUUUGUAGAUUACCAGACCAGUAUGGUGAAACACUCUAAGGCUAUUGCUGUCACUGCUCAGGAAAUGAUGACCAAAUCGGUGACAUGUCCAGACGAGCUGGGAGGCCUGGCCUCUCAGGUGACUGUGGACUACAGCCAGCUGGCCGUUCAGGGACGACUGGCUGCUCACACAGCUGAGCCAGAGGAGAUUGGUUUCCAGAUCAAGACUCGAGUGCAGGAGCUCGGACAUGGCUGCAUCUUCCUCGUCCAGAAGGCUGGAGCGCUGCAGAUCACUCCCUCUGACGGCUUCACCAAACGAGAGCUCAUUCAAUGUGCCCGUGCAGUCACAGAGAAGGUGUCUUUGGUGCUCUCGGCCCUCCAGACAGGCAACAAGGGCACUCAGGCCUGCAUCACAGCAGCCAGCGCGGUGUCUGGCAUCAUCGCUGAUCUGGACACCACCAUCAUGUUUGCCUCUGCCGGCACACUCAAUGCAGAGAAUGACGAGUCUUUCGCUGAUCACAGGGAAAACAUUUUGAAGACGGCCAAAGCUCUGGUGGAGGACACAAAGAUGCUGGUUUCCGGUGCGGCUUCUGGGCAGGACAGGUUGGCUCAGGCCGCCCAGUCUUCUGCCAAAACCAUUACCCAGCUCACAGAUGUGGUCAAGCUGGGAGCUGCCAGUAUUGGCGCUGAUGACCCUGAGACACAGGUGGUUCUCAUAAAUGCUGUAAAGGAUGUGGCUAAGGCGCUGGCUGAGCUCAUUAGUGCCACCAAGUGUGCCGCUGGCAAGGCAGCAGAUGAUCCGUCGAUGUACCAGCUGAAGAGCGCUGCCAAGGUGAUGGUGACCAACGUCACGUCCCUGCUGAAGACCGUCAAGGCUGUUGAGGACGAGGCCACUCGGGGCACCAGAGCACUGGAGGCCACCAUCGAGUGCAUCAAACAGGAAUUGACGGUGUUUCAAUCCAGGGAUGCUCCAAACAAGACAACCACUCCUGAGGAGUUCAUUCGCAUGACGAAGGGCAUCACCAUGGCAACCGCUAAAGCAGUGGCUGCAGGGAACUCUGCCCGGCAGGAAGACAUCAUCCAUACAGCCAACCUCAGCCGCAAGGCUAUUUCAGACAUGCUCACCACCUGCAAGCAAGCGGCCUACCAUCCAGAGGUCAGUGAGGAAGUGAAGAACAGGGCACUGAUGUUCGGAUCGGAGUGCACAACUGGAUACAUCGAUUUACUGGAACAAGUGCUAUUUGUUCUGCAGAAGCCGACUGGAGAUCAGAAGCAACAGUUGGCCACUUGCUCCAAACGAGUGGCGGGAGCGGUGACGGAGCUCAUCCAGACCGCAGAGGCCAUGAAAGGUUCAGAGUGGGUGGACCCCGAGGAUCCAACAGUGAUUGCAGAGACGGAGCUGCUCGGAGCGGCAGCGUCCAUUGAAGCAGCAGCUAAGAAGCUGGAGCAGCUCAAACCCCGAGCCAAGCCCAAGCAAGCAGACGAGACGCUGAACUUUGAGGAGCAGAUCCUGGAGGCAGCCAAGUCCAUCGCUGCAGCCACCAGCGCUUUGGUCAAAUCGGCCUCGGCUGCCCAGAGAGAGCUGGUGGCUCAGGGCAAAGUGGGCCUCAUCCCUGCCAACGCUGUGGACGACGGGCAGUGGUCCCAGGGGCUCAUUUCUGCUGCACGUAUGGUGGCAGCAGCGACCAGCAACCUGUGUGAGGCAGCCAACGCCUCCGUGCAAGGCCAUGCAAGUGAGGAGAAGCUCAUCUCUUCAGCCAAGCAGGUGGCUGCCUCCACUGCCCAGCUGCUUGUGGCCUGUAAGGUGAAGGCUGACCAGGACUCUGAGGCCAUGAGGAGACUACAGAUUGCUGGGAAUGCAGUAAAGAAGGCCUCCGACAAUUUGGUGCGGGCCGCUCAGAAGGCAGCGUUUGACAAAGCGGAUGAAGCCAACGUGGUGGUCAAGACGAAGUUUGUGGGUGGAAUAGCACAGAUCAUUGCAGCCCAGGAGGAGAUGCUGAGAAAGGAGAGGGAGCUGGAAGAAGCAAGGAAGAAACUGGCUCAAAUCCGGCAGCAGCAGUACAAGUUCCUGCCCACUGAACUACGAGAGGACGACAACUAAAGAGUCAAACUCCCAGCUGCAAACGCUCUACGCCGUGUGAAGAGUUCAUCUGUGUUUGUUACGAGUCGUGUCCUUUUUAACGGCUCACGGCGACUUCAGAUAUGUUGUGACUGAUUUAACGAACCAGUAAUGGCCGAGUCUGCAGUGAAUCCACAUCACAUGGCAAGAUCUCAAAGUCAACCACUUGCAAAUUUGAAUUACUACUGUAUGGAACUGACUACUUUCUGAAAACUGACUGAAGAACUGCUUAUUGUCCUCGUGUACAGCACAACCACUUUGACUGAUCCCAUCUAAACCAGAAUGUGACACGCUCUGGACAAACGGCACAGCUCUCAUGUUUGCCCUUAAGCUACAGUUUCGUCUUUCUUCUGGUUCACAAAUUGCAGCUCUAAAUCAUAAACUUCUGAGUAGAAGACAAGAUUGUAUUGCCAUUAAUUUGAUAAAGCCGUUUAACUGCAACGUCAAGCAGAUUUCUGCUCGGCACUCUGAUAUUAUUUGAAUGUUGGCCUUUUGUGCUGCAAUGUGGCACCUUUUAAUAAUGUCUGUUUCAAUCGUGACGUGUCUUGACUUUGAUCCUGUGGUCAUUAACCCUAUAUGGAAGGUGGGAUGCAUAUUUGUGUUUCUUGAACCAUAGUGUACAUUUCAAUAUCAGACAGUAGUUUUGGGGAAUCUGCCUUCAAAGUAGACAGUGAUGUAAGCGUCUUUGCUUUCAUUUUCUUUAUGCAAAUAUUGAUGGGCUCUACAUGCAAAAUGUAUUUUCUAAGGUGCAACAAAUUCUACAUGUUUGUCUAAACUCUUGCAUAUAGGUGUCAUCGUGUGGAGACGCUCAGACUCGAGUAGAAUGUUUUACAUUACCUUACCAUGUGAAUGCUUUUCUACACAGGACCACAUAUUGCCAUUGAAGGAAUAUUUAUUUCUCCUGAGUUGUUGUUUUUUGCGAAGAGGGGUCAGAAAUUGUCUCGCUUAUUUACCACCACUAGCAGAGGCUGUGGUCAUAUCUUUCCCAAUCCUUCAUCCAUCUUAUGGGUACUGAGACCUACACGCAGUAUAAACUGAAUUUGAUCAUCAUGCAAUAACAUGGACGGUGCUCUAGGGGGCAGUAUUGGUUUCCCUUACACCAUGCAAGUAAUAAUACAGGAGAUGAUAUUGUAUAAUUGAGUGCUUGUUUUAGUUUUUAAGUAUAAAAUAUGUGGUUAGAGAAACCAGGCAGGUUGAUUGGUUACAGCAUCUUGCAAAUUAAGAAUACCAGUAAAUACAGAUUUACUUUGGCCCUUCCCUUGGUGGUUUUCUAGUCCUUUCUCCAGCAAUACUAAAUCACUGCCAGGGAUUAAUUUGAGUCUAUCCACCUCCCAAUUCUGUAAUUUCAGAAAGCAGCACAUUUAUAAAUCUGAAAAGAACGUGGCAAUAAGCUAAUUGUAUCAAAUAAAACUGGUUAGAAUUGAUGUUAAAAUAAGUGGCUUGAAAGUGAAGUGGCUGCAACACUAAUCGCUGCAGUUCAUCUUUUGGUCCAUCAGCCUCUGAAUUGCAGGGUGCUUUAUGCGACUACACUGAAUAUACUACUUGCUGCAAUAGAAGAACCUUUUGUUUACCGAGUUUGAUUGUAGUGUGUUUGGUUCACUCGUCUUACUUUCUGGUCUGUAACUACAGUAAAUCGUAAGAUUAGAUCCUGCUGUGAAAAUGCAUGGCUUUGUGCUUCAGAUGCAUCUCUUUCUUUAUACAGUGGCAGAGUUAAACAUUUAAGGAUGUACUGAGUGAUUCUGACCUCCACGUACAAGAUGGUACACCAUAGGGCUCAAGACGGACCGUCACAUUAUUAUUAUUAUUAUUAUUAUUAUUUGUUUUUUAACAGUUGGGUCUGAAUUCAGAGAUGUUUUCUGGCAUUGCAUUGUG
Molecule: messenger RNA, 9760 nt
Organism: Cyclopterus lumpus (lumpfish)
Lineage: Eukaryota; Metazoa; Chordata; Actinopteri; Perciformes; Cyclopteridae
Gene: tln2a
Product: talin 2a
Exons: 58
Coding region: 242-7870 (2542 amino acids)
Biological process (GO): cell-cell adhesion
Cellular component (GO): ruffle; cytoskeleton; focal adhesion
Molecular function (GO): actin filament binding; structural constituent of cytoskeleton; integrin binding
Source: RefSeq, a predicted model, not a curated record